AGUCUAUGUAUUGAGCGCGCGCGGACCCGCGCCGGGGCGCGGGUAGGGGACGUCGCGGCCGCCUUCAUGACGGAGGGCACGUGUCUGCGUCGUAGAGGGGGCCCCUAUCGCACCGAGCCCGCCACCGACCUCAGCCGCUGGCGCCUCCGAAAUGAGAGGGGAAGGCAGACGUGGACGUAUUUCCAGGAGGGGGAGGAUCCUGGCCGUGGGCAGACCCGGCUGGAGGCGCACUCGCUGGGACUGGACCCGACCGGUUACUUUAAGGACUUGCCCAAAGCCUGCACAGCCCACGAAGGGGCUCUGAAUGGGAUGACAUUUUAUGUGGGGCUGCAGGCUGAGGAUGGGCACUGGGCAGGUGAUUAUGGCGGCCCACUCUUCCUCCUGCCAGGUCUCUUGAUCACAUGCUAUGUGGCGCAAAUCCAUCUGCCAGCCGGAUAUAAAGAAGAGAUAGUGCGGUACCUGCGGUCAGUGCAGCUCCCUGAUGGCGGCUGGGGCCUGCACAUGGAGGACAAGUCCACAGUGUUUGGGACUGCACUCAACUAUGUAUCUCUGAGAAUUCUGGGUGUUGGCCCUGACGAUCCUGACUUGGUACGAGCCCGGAACAUUCUUCACAAGAAAGGUGGUGCUGUGGCCAUCCCCUCCUGGGGGAAGUUCUGGUUGGCUGUCCUGAAUGUUUAUAGCUGGGAAGGCCUCAACACUCUGUUCCCGGAGAUGUGGCUGUUUCCUGACUGGAUGCCUGCACAUCCCUCCACACUCUGGUGCCACUGCCGACAGGUCUAUCUGCCCAUGAGCUACUGCUAUGCCAUCCGGCUGAGCGCUAAGGAGGACCCACUGGUCCAGAGCCUCCGUCAGGAGCUCUACGUGGAGGACUACGCUAGCAUCGACUGGCCGGCGCAGAGGAACAACGUGUGCCCUGAUGAUCUGUACACGCCGCACAGCUGGCUGCUCCGUGUGGUGUACGUGUUACUCAACCUGUACGAGGGCCACCACAGCACCAGCUUGCGGGAGCGGGCCAUCCAGAAGCUGUACGAGCACAUCGUGGCCGAUGACUGCUUCUCCAAGUACAUUAGCAUUGGCCCGAUCUCAAAAACCAUCAACAUGCUUGUGCGCUGGUACGUGGAUGGGCCAGACUCCUCUGCCUUCCAGGAGCACAUCUCCAGGAUUCCUGAUUACCUCUGGCUGGGUCUCGAUGGCAUGAAAAUGCAGGGCACCAACGGCUCACAGGUGUGGGACACCUCAUUUGCCAUCCAGGCUCUGCUAGAGGCGGGGGCACAGCACAGGCCCGAGUUUUCGUCCUCCCUGCAGGAGGCACAUGAGUUUAUCCGGAUCUCACAGGUGCUAGACAGCCCCCCUGACUACCAGAAGUACUACCGCCAGAUGAGCAAGGGUGGCUUCCCCUUCAGCACGCUGGAUUGUGGCUGGAUUGUUACUGACUGCACAGCUGAGGCCUUGAAGUCCAUCCUUCUCCUGCAAGAACAGUGUCCCUUUGUCACCAAGCAUGUUGCACGAGAGCAGAUCUAUGAUGCUGUUGCCGUGUUGCUGGACAUGAGAAAUCCUGAUGGAGGGUUUGCCACCUAUGAGACUAAGCGUGGGGGCUACUUGCUGGAGCUGUUGAACCCCUCGGAGGUCUUUGGGGACAUCAUGAUUGACUACACAUAUGUGGAGUGCACCUCAGCUGUGAUGCAGGCACUGAAACUUUUCCAUGAGCGUUUCCCGGACCACAGGGCCAGGGAGAUCCGGGAGACGCUUGAGCAGGGCCUGGAGUUCUGUCGGCAGAAGCAGCGGGCUGACGGCUCCUGGGAAGGCUCCUGGGGAGUUUGCUUCACCUACGGCACCUGGUUUGGGCUGGAGGCUUUCGCCUGCAUGGGGCAGACUUAUAGCAGCGGGGCUGUGUGUGCGGCGGUCUCCCAGGCCUGUGACUUCCUGCUAUCCCAGCAGAUGGUGGAUGGGGGCUGGGGGGAAGACUUUGAGUCCUGCGAGCAGCGGCGUUACAUACAGAGUGCCACGUCCCAGAUCCACAACACAUCCUGGGCCUUGAUGGGGCUCAUGGCCGUCAGGCAUCCCUGCGUAGAGGCCCUGGAGAAGGGAGUCCGGUGUCUGCUUGGAAAACAGCUCCCCAAUGGCGACUGGCCCCAGGAGAACAUCCCUGGCGUCUUCAACAAGUCGUGUGUCAUCAACUACAGCAGCUACAGGAACAUCUUCCCCAUCUGGGCCCUUGGCCGCUUCUCCCACCUGUACCCUGAGAGUGCCCUUGCUGGCCGCCCUUGA
Molecule: messenger RNA, 2268 nt
Organism: Puma concolor (puma)
Lineage: Eukaryota; Metazoa; Chordata; Mammalia; Carnivora; Felidae
Gene: LSS
Product: lanosterol synthase
Biological process (GO): triterpenoid biosynthetic process; cholesterol biosynthetic process
Cellular component (GO): lipid droplet
Molecular function (GO): lanosterol synthase activity
Source: RefSeq, a predicted model, not a curated record